This is a messenger RNA of Aureobasidium subglaciale EXF-2481, 1238 nucleotides long. RefSeq lists its product as uncharacterized. Gene Ontology annotation, molecular function: tRNA-intron lyase activity; nucleic acid binding. Gene Ontology annotation, cellular component: tRNA-intron endonuclease complex. The coding region runs from base 111 to 1043 and encodes 310 amino acids. The transcript is spliced from 2 exons. Lineage: Eukaryota; Fungi; Ascomycota; Dothideomycetes; Dothideales; Saccotheciaceae. The record is from RefSeq and is a predicted model, not a curated record. Gene Ontology annotation, biological process: tRNA splicing, via endonucleolytic cleavage and ligation; tRNA-type intron splice site recognition and cleavage.
GCUUCUGCAAAGAACCCACGCAUCAUGGGCUGAACAACACGAGACUUGUUUUUGUCUCUCAAUUCUCCAAAGCCUUGACGAAAGUCUCGGUAUAAUCUAGCCUCCUCAACAUGGCCGCUCCAUCAGUGAACGAGCCCUUUCCGGUCUUCCUGGUCGGAGGCCGCUACACGCUCUACGACGUUAAUACCGUCAGCCAUGCGCGCCGUGUACACAACAUCACCGGUGUGUUGAUUGGUGGCCUUCCUCAAGCACCCCAACAGAACGUCUUCCUGGGUAUUCCUCUAGAGCUCAUGCCCGAAGAAGCACGACUGUUGGUAGAGAAGGGUGUCGCAUACGUUGUCGACGAUGCCGCUGCCCACAAGCAAGCUUUCGUAGACCACAACCUGAGUAAAGAGGAAAAGGAAAAAUUUCUACGCAGCUUGAAAAAGCAAGGCAGUGACGCGACGAGAAUGCAGAGCAAAAGUGCCGAUGACAGAAAGAUUGCCGCCUUGAAAAAGAUUGCCGCAAAGAAUGCUGUCGUUGCUGCUAAGCUACAACAAGAGCGCGAGUCUGCUGCUGCUUCUGGUAACAAUAUUGCCGGGGAUGAUGACAGUGAAUCGCUCUUUUCCGGCCCUGCCCCUUCUGUCGCUCCUUCCGAGUCUUCUGUCGCGUCGUCUUCAGCUUCAACCAUGAAGAUCACGCCUACCACAUCACAUCCUCCCCUCACAUCCUCGUCACCCUCACAGCCCCUCCCUCUCCCCGAGGUCCCUGCCUCAUACCCUCUAUUCAAACACCUCCACUCCAAAGGCUACUUCAUGGCCCCAGGCAUCAGGUUUGGUUGCAGGUACACUGCCUACCCUGGCGAUCCACUUCGUUUCCACAGUCAUUUCUUGUGCGACGGCAUGAACUGGGAUCAGGAGUUUGAUCUCUUGACUUUGGUUGGUGGUGGCCGCUUGGGUACUGGUGUCAAGAAGGGCUUCCUCAUUGGUGGCACUGAGGACAAGGAGAAGGCGGAGGGCGAGGAUGAUGUUAGAGCUUUCUGUAUCGAGUGGGCGGGCAUGUAAUGUGUCUGUCGCUCAUCACCAAUACAAUACUUUCCACCUCCGAUUACGUCUUUGUUCACUGUGCUUUAACAUUCUCGUCCUCUGAAAAGGUCUCCCCUUAACAUGCGCUUGUCAUUGGAACAUGAUCUCAGUGGUCACUUUGCAUCUUGAUUGGUUAGAAGAGCUCUCGUGAAAUCAAUAACAUUGAGGUGGUCG